Gallus gallus (chicken) is the source of this 3026-nucleotide messenger RNA. RefSeq names its product ST6 beta-galactoside alpha-2,6-sialyltransferase 1 (gene ST6GAL1). Lineage: Eukaryota; Metazoa; Chordata; Aves; Galliformes; Phasianidae. Gene Ontology annotation, molecular function: sialyltransferase activity. The record is from RefSeq and is marked validated.
GUGGGCGCCCCGCCGCUGCCGAGCGGAGUGCGGCCCCGUGAGUACUGCGGGAGCGGAGCCGGCGCGAUGGCCGGAGGCGGGCGGGACCGCGGGGAGGGGGAGCGAGCCGUGCGGUGCGUUCUCGGCGAUGCUUCUCCCUGGCGCGUCCUUCCGAGGCCGCGCUAUCGAUGAGGCGCGGAGGAGAGGGACAAAGGAGAAGUGCCGCGCUCGGUGGCCAGCAAGCUCGAUUAGAAGUGAGAUGAGGGCAUGAAGAGCUGCUUGCAUGGCACAGAUGUGGCAGUGGCUCAUCUGGAUGUCACCUGGCCACCCCCUUGUGACUGGAAGAGUUUGACAGAAGCUGCUGAGGACAGCGAAGGAUCCUGGAGAUGAAGGUGUUUCUUGAACUCUUCAGCGCCUCACGCGGCUGUUGUGUUUGGGGAUAUCCUGCCUUAAAUCCUGGACAAAAAUCUGCCAACAGCCAAAAAUGACCUGAGUGGGAGAGCCACUGCUUUGUCCAACAGGCCCAGCUUCCUGCCCCGUGCUCACUGUCCCGUUUGGAUGCGACGUACACUAUGGUUCACAUCAAUGUGCUGAAAAAAUUCAUGUGUGUUCUUGUGGUGAUACUGAUAGCUCUGACGGUUUGCCUGUGGAAAGAGACAAGAGGAAGCUACUAUGUUCCUUUGAAGAACGAUGGCACACAGGUUCACAGGGCUCUGGACAAAUGGAACCUACUUAAAUCGCAGGGCCUCCUCCAUGAAGCUGCUGGUGAAAUGGGUCAGAUGCCUAAAGCAUUGCCCAACAACCAAAACAAGGUAAAAGGCAUCACCUCUGGAGCAGUAGAGAAGUCCAGGAAAGCAGCAGAGCACGUGAAGGUAUGGGAUAAGGACAGCUCGUCCAGAAACCUCAUACCCAGGCUGCAGAAGGUCAGGAAGAACUACCUGUCCAUGAACAAGUACAAUGUGACUUACAAUGGGAAGAUGAAUGCUGCUAAACUCAGCCCAGAGCAGCUGCUGUGCCGGCUGCGGGACAGGGUGAACGUGACCAUGAUACGGGGAUCGGACGGUCCAUUUAAUUCCUCAGAAUGGCAGCACUACCUGCCAGACAAAAGCCUCAAUGAGACGGUGGGCCGCCUGGGUCGCUGUGCUGUUGUGUCCUCAGCAGGCUCUCUGAAAUCAUCUCACUUGGGACCAGAGAUAGAUAGCCAUGAUGCUGUCUUGCGGUUUAAUGGGGCUCCUGUCAAAGGAUUUCAAGAAGAUGUGGGGCAAAAAACGACGAUUCGUCUUGUCAACUCCCAGCUGGUCACUGUUGAGGAGCAGCAGUUCCUGAAAGAUGCGCUGUAUAACACUGGAAUCUUGAUUGUCUGGGAUCCAGCACCGUAUCAUGCAGAAAUCCAUGAGUGGUACCGAAAACCAGACUACAAGUUUUUUGAAGCCUACAAGUCGUAUCGUAUUAGACAUCCGGAGCAGCCCUUUUAUAUCCUGAACCCAAAGAUGCAGUGGCAACUCUGGGAUAUUCUGCAGGAGAAUUCCCUGGAGCAUAUUCAGCCUAACCCACCGUCUUCAGGAAUGCUGGGCAUUGUGAUCAUGAUGACGCUCUGUGAUGAGGUGGAUGUGUAUGAAUUUCUCCCUUCUAAGCGGCAGACGGACAUUUGCCACUACUACCAGAAGUUUCACGACCAUGCCUGCACCAUGGGAGCUUACCACCCUCUCCUGUUUGAGAAGAACUUGGUGAAGCAUUUAAACCAAGGCACCGAUGAGGACAUCUAUACUCACGGGAAGGUUACUUUGCCUGGCUUCCGAAAUGUACAUUGCUAGCGAAUCGGUUUUUAUUGCAUUUAGACUUUUGCCUUGACUGUUGAAGCACUUUGAAAAUCAGGGUUGUCAUAUUUGUUAGGUCUAAGCACUGGUGUGUUUUGACGGCUCUUCCGCGUUGCAGGACUCUGAGGCAUAGCUCCUCCGAACUGGAAGGCAGUGCAAUACGUUGGGGUACAUCCACGCAGCGUCUGCGUGAGCCCAUGCAAUAAAUGUCCUCCUGGUGGGGCUGGGCUCGUGCUGCUGGUGGAUAUCUGUCUUCAGCUCAACUGAUGAUGCCGUGUGGGAAUCGCGGGAGAUGCUUUCUAAGCAGAGACUGCACAAGUCCGAAUCGAGUGCUGAUAAAGUUCAGCUUGCUCCAAAGGGGUUCUGACAGCCGAAAGCCUGAUCUGCUGAGAAACAAGAAGCAUUCUUGAACACUUGUUCUUAUCGCCCUGGAGCUCUUUGGAGCAGUGAUUGAAGGAAUCACUGUUAAAGCUGGGUGCUGAUAAGCUCAUCUCCUAGUCCAAAAUAUUUGAUCUUACCAUUCAGAUAAGCAAGGCAGCUUCCUUUCAAAAUAUAAUGCUUUUAAAUCAUCCGAGUGGCGUUUUUGGGGUAUGAGAAGAGAGGCGAUUCACAAUUCGGGAAUUUCUGCAAGAUAUUUUUAGACAUUUUAGUGGUUUUCUUUUUAUUAAUAGCUUUGAGCGGUUUUACUGACCAUUUACUUCUCCAGUACAGCGUCGUGUUUGGUACAGAAGCAGCCGUAUUCUGAAAACAUGGUGGUGGUGGUGGUGGUGUUGAAAGGCACAGAUGGGAAUACUCACUGGAAGCUGGUACUUCUUUCCAACUCUCUGCUAAUCUACCUCUGUGAUUAUGGGCAAAUUGUUUUCUGUCUCAUCUGCAGUAACAAAAAAGCCACACAGCAGCUGGACGGAUGAGAUGCAGCUCUCUGCAAGCUAACCUGGGCCAUCCCGUCGCUGUUGUGUGCUUUCUGAAUGCGUGGCGAGCAGCUGCAUUGCCUCCAUUCCUCACCGGCAGCGAGGAAGGAGAGUGUGCUCUGCUCCCCGUGCUGGAACUCGGGCAGAAGGGAGCGGGGCGCCUUUUCCCUCUCAUGUAGCCUCAUGGUGGAAGCAGCAGCUCUGCAAUCUCUGUGUGUCAAUGAGAACACCUUCUGAGCCCUUUUCCAUACUGAUGUAUUCCGUGGUUAUCUGUAAAGAAAACCUUUUCUUCUCUUGUUUUGAAUAAAUCCUGUGAAGU